CGUCGGUGCGUGAGUCCGGCCCCCGUGAGCUCCGGAGCGGCCCGUGAGUUCACACCCGGCUUCUCUUCAGCCUUGGACUGAGCGCCGCCAUCGCCGUCAUGCUCGGCGCCGCUCUCCGCCGUUGCGCUGUAGCCGCAGCCGCAGCCGCCCGUGCCAGCCCUCGAGGCCUCCAGUACUCAAGCCCGGUCCCCGGCCCCGCCGCCGCUGUCCAGUCUCUUCGCUACUACUCCCAUGGGUCACAUGAGACAGAUGAGGAGUUUGAUGCUCGCUGGGUGACGUACUUUAACAAGCCAGAUAUUGAUGCCUGGGAAUUGCGUAAAGGGAUGAACACACUCGUUGGCUAUGAUCUGGUUCCAGAACCCAAAAUCAUUGAUGCUGCUUUACGGGCAUGCAGACGGUUAAAUGAUUUUGCUAGUGCAGUUCGCAUCCUAGAGGUUGUUAAGGACAAAGCAGGACCUCUGGAAAUCUACCCCUAUGUCAUCCAAGAACUUAGACCAACUUUAGAUGAACUGGGAAUCUCCACUCCAGAGGAACUGGGCCUUGACAAAGUGUAAACCCAUGGAUGGGCUUCUCAAGGAUUUAUUCAUAAUGCUACUUGAUUGUAAACAAUCACCUGGAAAUACUGAUGAUAACAUAUUACCUUAUUUGAACAAGUUUUCCUUUAUUGAGUACCAAACCAUGUAAUGGUAACUUGGACUUUAAUAAAAGGGAAAUGAGUUUGAACUGAAAAAAAAAAAAAAAAAAA
Molecule: messenger RNA, 745 nt
Organism: Lutra lutra (Eurasian river otter)
Lineage: Eukaryota; Metazoa; Chordata; Mammalia; Carnivora; Mustelidae
Product: cytochrome c oxidase subunit 5A, mitochondrial-like
Biological process (GO): mitochondrial electron transport, cytochrome c to oxygen
Cellular component (GO): mitochondrial inner membrane
Source: RefSeq, a predicted model, not a curated record